Drosophila melanogaster (fruit fly) is the source of this 8272-nucleotide messenger RNA. RefSeq lists its product as uncharacterized. Lineage: Eukaryota; Metazoa; Arthropoda; Insecta; Diptera; Drosophilidae. Bases 2195 to 3646 code for a protein of 483 amino acids. Gene Ontology annotation, molecular function: serine-type endopeptidase activity; peptidase activity; hydrolase activity. Gene Ontology annotation, biological process: proteolysis. The record is from RefSeq and is marked reviewed. The transcript has 7 exons.
GAAUUGAGAGUCGGCGUUCGUCAUGCUCGCGCUGACGCUGGGCGCGAGUGUCAUUCUGACUCAUAGUUUUAUUAUUUAAGAUAACAAUUCACUAUGUAUUUAAGCGAUCUUGCAUCGCAUAGAGCGUCUCUUUCGCUUUCAGAUUUUUUAUUUAGUUUAUUUUAUUUGGCGUUCACUUCACUCAAAACAACCGAUUUUGUGCGGAGCACGAUAAAAACGUCUUCACACGUCGGCGAUCGAAUUAUAUUGUCUAAACAAUGAGCAGAAAUUAAUUAAAAUUCUAGUUAUUCGCAACAGCAGACGAUUUGCAAAUAAGUUUCUGUAGAAACAUGCAUAUCUUCAACAGUCCGCAAAUGAUAAACAUAUCUUGUUUACUCAGCGCCGGUGAAGUACAAAAUGAUCUAUUCGAAAGUGUCACAACAGAAUUAAAGCAGAAACAAGUGCAAAAAUAACCAUACAAUUUACUCAUGCGGAGUGGCUAAUUAAUUUGCUUAUAAAGCACAAAAAUAUCACUUGGAGCAUGAAAGCUAGGGUCAACCUAAAAACAGUGGGCGCCACAAGAUUUCGCACAGUUCAGAAAUUUCCCAUUCGAUUGGAAAUGAAAUUCGAUUUCAACGUGCCUUUUCAUCCUUCCUUAGAAAAAACAAAGUGCAAAAAUUUGAGAAAAGCCAGACGUGCAAGUUGUAAAUAGAAAAACAAAUAAAAGUAAUUGUAUAAUUUAUGCAUCGCGUAAAAACAAAUGGACUAGAAAUGGAACCACUAGUUUUGAGGCUAAUUUGGAUGGAUUAUCCAUUUAUGAAUCUGCAGAUACAUAAAAAAAAACACAUAUUUCAGCAAAUUUUCCGGAUUUGGAGGUUUGUCUCUACAUAUAUCGGCACUUUUGUGGUGCGUUCUCAUAAUGGAACUAUUUAUGGAUCCGGUGUUUCUUUAGUUGCAUUGGAAAUAAUAUCAAAUUGCACCUUAAUACCACGCGCGGGCAAUUCACUUGAUAUAAUUUUUUUGUGGAAUGCUAAUAUUAAAAAACUUUCUAAGGUCACAAUUGUAACUGAAUUUGGUUAGAAUUCUAUCAGCACUUCGAUACGUUAUUACCAGUUGCUGUGGGCAAUGUUAGAGUUAAUUGAAUUCUGAACUUAAUAGAACUUAAAUGACGAUCAGUUUCGCCAUAGUUUCAGCGCUCCAAAUGUGCACAACCUUUGCCGCCAAUGUCCACAAUCGCACUGACUUCUCCCGAUUUCUGCGGUCGCUUACGCGGCCGGCUGCUCUGUUGCAGCGCAGUUCUUCUAAUUAUUAUACAUUAUUUUUUAUUUAUACCGAAUUUAUUUAGUUAUCUACAUCCACGGGAGCAUGUGUGUUGUUUGGCAAGAGUAUCUAUUUAAAUUCACCGGCAAAAAGCAUUGGAAUCAGAAUCCCAAUCUCAGUUGCACUCGAUUUCGCUCUCUUUCUCCUGAGAGUUACGUUCCGUUAUGUUACGUAUACGCAACGUUAUGUUUACGAACUCUGGAGGUGUUCCGUUAAUGUGUUAUCAAUUGGAAAAAUUAGAAUCAGCAACGUGAACUGGGAGUUUUAUGUAUACUCAUACGAACGUAUUAUUCAAUUAAAUGAACACGAGGGACUGCAACUGACUGCCGCAGAAAUAGUUGCACUCAAUAAGUAAUAAAACAUGUUGCUGAUUUUAUACAUAUUUUACCAUUAGCAUUACCAAUGCUAAUUUAUAAAUAGUUUAAAUCAGAAUGAAAUCAGGCUCGAAAGUAUAUAAUUCAUUAAAUAAUUAUGUGUAGAUGCGUAAAUUUUUUUUUUUUUUUUUUUUUUUUUUUUGCUAGAAAAACGAUUGUCCAAGCUGUUAAAAUCAGUCAAUCUGCCCAUGCCUAUGUCUGUCAAAACAACCAAAGUGUCAGUUUUCCGGCCUGUCAUUUUCAAAAACUAGUAUGUCAAUAAUAUUUUAAAAUGACGUUCGCUUAUGUUUAGUUAUCACUUUGUACAUCGGUAUUAAUGAAACAAUGAGUCAUAUUUUUUGCCAAUGAUUGCUGUUUCAAACAGACAACAGCUGUCAGUUGUAUCAAAUUAUAUUAGAGAUAAACAUUAUGUUGGUGUUAUUCAAUUAAUCAAAGGCGUUUCAAAUUACGAGCUUUAUGAGCUUUAUGCAACUGAUAAGCACUCAUUUACUCUUCAUUUGUGUUCUUGAUCUCUGGCUGACAUGACGUAUCUUUUUGUGUGGAUUUUUUUGUGCUCAUUGGGAUCUUGCCAGUUGGCGUAUUCCAUGUUUUUGAAGCAGCCCUGUGGAAAAACACCAGUCCCGAAAAUUAUUUCAGGCUCAAACGCAAGUCAACAAAGUGCUCAGUAUAUGGCAGGCAUUUUUAAUACAACACAUUUGUUGUGCGGCGGCACGAUUAUUCACGAAGAUUUUGUUUUAACGGUUGCUCAUUGCAAAAGUACACAAACGCUAUUCGUGAGACUUGGAGCGUACAACAUUAAUCACCCGACCGAUCAGAUUCGCGUAAUCGAAACUAUAGCCCAUCCACAAUACAGCAAUUCCACUUAUGCCAACGAUAUAGCCCUGGUGAAGUUGGAGAGGAGUGUGAUAUUUAACCUUAAUAUUCAACCAAUAUGCAUUCACUUGGACGCAACAUUGGGCAAACAAAUACGCUAUUAUAAUGCCUUUGGAUGGGGAAGAACAAGAAAUGCCGAGCAAAGCGAUAUACUUCAAAGAAUUUUUGUUAAUCGAACCAACCCAAUGAUAUGCCAUCUCUAUUUGGGAAUGAGUCCCGAUCCGAAACAGAUAUGUGCGACUACCGACCAAGGAGAUACAUGUGCCGGCGAUUCUGGCGGUCCGUUGAUCAGCAAAAUUACUUACCAGGGGAAGAAUUUCGAUACACAGUUCGGGAUUACCAGUUAUGGCACCAGGGAAUGCAAUGGAGUUGGUCUCUAUACCGAUGUCUCACAGUAUAGUGGCUGGAUUGCAAAUAUAGUUAGGAGCAAACAGGAUCGUAGUGUGGUCAGUAGGAGGAGCAACGGUAUGUUUCUGUAUUCUGACUGCACUGGCGAUUCCAUCGGAUCCAUUCUAAUGGCAACCAUCGUUGGACUUCAAUACUCCGCGAAGGGUGUACUGAUCACCGACCGCCAUGUCCUAACCACUGCGGACUUUUCCCAAGACAACCCCUUCUCCUUAGCCAUUGUUGUGAUGGGUAUGGAAUUCCAAGCUAGCGCGAUUUUUAAGCCGUUUGCGGACAUUAACAUAUCACUGAUUAGCCUGACGCGUCGGUUGGAAAACAGAGGUGCAUUGAGACCGAUCUGCAUUCUGGAAACUGCAAACAUCGCUGGUUCUUUAAGAAUCACUGGCACAGGUCAAUAUGGCUUAAGCAAUUACGUUAUAAAUGUGCAAAGCCUUAAUUGGCAGUUGUGUGAACUUGAGUUGAGGAGAAAUAUCGAACAGAAUCAGUUUUGUGUGAAAAACACUUUCCAACCAAAUGCGCUUAAGCAAUUUGGUACAGCUGGCGAUAUAUUGGUUAAAAAAAUAUUGAAUGUUUCGGGCAUGGUCCAUUUCGUUCUAUUGGGCUUGGUAGACGUUUCGCACAAUGACGUAUACGUAAUAACCAGUGCUAUGGCAAAUGCAGAAUGGAUCUCGAAAAUAGUAAAUCAGAAUGAAUAGGGUAUCUGGAUUAUCGGGCGAUUUAAUCGAAAACUACACAAGCAGUAAAUAAAUUUAAACACAAUAUCAUUUCAGUUCUCACAACAUUUAUUAGCUAUUUAGUUUAAGUUUGUGUGUGAAACAAGCAUAUAUUAUAUUAAUUAAGGGCAAACUUAUCACCAAUCACACUUGACUCUUUAAGUCGAAAAAAUGCAAUCGCAUUAAUAAGCUUAUUUAUGAAUUGGGGUUCUGAAAUGAGAAGCUGAAAGUGCCACUAGAUGAAUCUAGUUAGCAGGGAAGAGAGCAGAAGCAAGGAGAUGGAGGCCACAAUACCAGACGCCGAUCCGGUGUCAGCCUUCUCGUGAAUCACAAUUCGUUCCUCGAUCUCGGGAUACACGAAAUGGCGCUGCUUCAGGUACUCCAUGGUAGCAUUCAGAUCGUUUCGCUGCAUGCUCUCGGUGAAGGGAUCCGACUCCUCGAUCAGAGUGUAGCCAUCGCCGCCUUCCAGCAGGAACUGGGGCACGAUCACUUGGUACAGGGCCGUCUCAUUGAUGCUCUUGUACGUGGGCACGGCGCAGCUGGCGCAUAGGGCCUGUGCGGAAACCACUCGCUUGCCCUGCUCAUUGUUGUAGUUGUACACCACACGCAGUCCGGACAUCUGCAGGAAUCCACCAUUGGAGUCCUGCAACCUCACAGACGCGGAGUGUUCCAGGGCAGCCAGAAGGGUGCUUCCGAGAAUCCUUGUCACGUACAGAUUAUUCUCGAACGGAAGAACGGCUAAGAGGGUGGCGCCAUUGAUGACUCCAUCAUCCUUCUUAUCGACGGAGCCACGGAUUCCUAUAAAAUAUGUAGAUCCACGUAAUUUCGAAUUUCUCUAAUGACACCAAAUAAAACACACCUCCUCCCUGCAUAAAAGCAAUCGCAGUAUCUGUCCAGAAUUCGCCGCCCUUGUUUUCCAACACGCGACUAUAGAUCAUGGCAUCUGUCACCAAGUUGCCAAGGUUGCACUCCCUCAUGCGGCAGAUGUUGCCGCCCUCGAGAAACACCUUAGUGUAACCCAGAACCGUGUUCUCCAGCUCGUCCAGCUUGGGGCGGUAUUCGUCUAGCAAAUCCAGGAGAUCCUGCUCCUGAGCUACAGAGGCAUUCAGCAAAAUGGGAGCGCCAUCAAACUCGAUCAGAUUUCCCUCGGCAUCAAACUGGAAAUAUUCGUAUUACAAUUAUAUUCAAAUUUCUUUAAUAAUAAUCCAGAUAAUAUAUAGUGCUUACCUGAACAUGAAUCUUUCCGAGAUACUUGGUAUACGCGUAUGCCUGAACCACUGGUACCUUCUUGCCGCUCGCCUGCACCACUGUGGUGGGAUAGGGACCUCGAACCGCCUCCGGAUCAGAGUCCGUGGGAUCGGCCACCGGCUGAUUGGCAUCUAAGAAUGUGUGCGAAUGGCCACCAAUGACUAUGUCCACCUCCGGGCAGUUCAUGGCUAUCUCCUGAUCCUUUUGGUAUCCAGAGUGACCCAAAGCGAUGAUGAUAUUGAUGCCUUGAGCCUUUAGCUUUGCGGCCUCCGCACUGCGGAAUAAAUGAACAUGCAUUAACAUCCUUGCUCUCCAGCGGAUUUGAGCUAUACCCACUUGAUGGACACGAUUUCCUCCUCGUACUCCACUUUGUUCCGAAAGGCAAGCACCUUGGUAUCGGGCGUAAGGUAACCGAUAACGCCAACCUUCACCCCAUUUCUCUCGAGGAUCGUCGAGUUGGCCAGCUGCUUGGCAGCCGCCAUUUCCGGAACAUCGGUGAGGUUCAGAUUACAGGCCAAAACAGGGAAUUCCACGGCAUUUAGGAAGGGCACCAAACCCUCAACAUUCUGAUCAAACUCAUGGUUGCCCAGAGACUAUUGAAAGGUAUAUUGAUGAAAUAUAGUAAGAGAAUGCGGAAAACAAUAAAAUAAUAGUUACAAUAGCAUCUGGCGAUAGCUUGUUGAGGAAAGCACUGGCGAUCUUGUCCUUAUAGACGGUGAACCAAGCAGUUCCGGUAUAGGUGUCACCUGCAUUGAGAUAAAACACUGGAGUUCCACCCUCCUCCGCCUCCUUGCGAUACUUUCGCACCCUAGUUGAAGUUCAUCAGCAUGAAUAGUUGAACUCUAGGCAAACUGACCGCACUUACUCGUAUGCCACCCUGGCGAAUCCUCCGUAGCACUGAUCCGUAUUGGCCUCCUCCUUGGAGCAGGUGCCACUGGUCACACUCGUCUGCUCGAAUCGGGCGUGCAUGUCAUUGUUGUGCAGAAUGAUGAACUCGGCGGCAACUUCCGCCCGGGGUGCAAUGGGAUUCGGCUGCACAGGAUGAAUCAGUAGAGCCAGUAGGCAGCAUGAUCCGAUAAGGAGACCACGGGCAGGUAACAUUUUGGUGCUGGAACAAUAAACACAACAAUCGCUGAUAAGUUAUCACACACGAAGGGAUGAAAUGUGGGUGGAUAAUCUUCGGUGAAUAAGCACUGAUUCGCGCACGGCAACUGGUUUGUCAUAAUCAUUGUUUUUGCACUCAUGAAAAUCUAAAAAUUUUAAUAAAAAAUUAAUGCACUGCCACUUAAUGAAGCGUGUUUUAAGUAUUAGUUCGUUUUCUUAUCCGAAUGGUUUUACACAUGUAAUGGAAACACUUCAAACGUUGUUAACCAGAUUUUCUACUUAGACUGUUGAAGGUCCUUUUCGACCUUAUCACCAAUCCACUGCUGAGAGGCAAAUAUUUAUCAAUCACGAGCGCGCAGAAAUCGCAAUUUAUAGUUUAUUGGGUGUUUUAAAUCUAAUCGCCGCUUAUCACUUUGCGUGUGCAAAAAAAAAACACACAAAUCCCCAGCACAUUCUGCUCGACAAAUUUCUGCCAUCGCGGUCCACUUCACUCGGUCAACUGGUUUUCGAUUGAACUCGGAAACGAGCUCGAACUUCAGCUUGCUCAUGGCAUUGGCCUAAAAGCUAACUCGGCUCAAAAAGGCCCGAUCGAUGUUACUUCAGAAGCAACGAAUUACCAAAUACCAACGAUCGCUACUCACAUGCACUCGUCGCACGGUCCGCGGGCUAACUGACUGACCCACCAAAUUGGCUGAGAGUGCGAGAACCGUUAUUAGCCGAAAACAUAAAGCCGAGUACCUUAAACAGCAAAACCGAAAUUUACUGCCUCGCGAAGCGGACUGAUUACGAUAAGGCCUCGUAUUGCGAUUGCGGGUUAAAUUGGCUGAGAAUGACAAUGCGAUGCUCUUUCUGCAUUACCCCAUUGUAUUUCGAUGUUUUGGAAGCCAUCGGAAGCAGACAUAUCGCGCGAUAAUCGUCGGUUAUAGAUCAGAUAAUGGUGAAUUGGCUAUAUAUUUAUCUGACUCAUAGCCACUCAGACAGAGGCAGGUAGUUGGCCCAACAGUUGUCUAAACACAACGUGACAUUCCCACGCCGAAAUAUGGAUUGUACUAAAAAAUAUAUACAGUGCACGCUCGCUACGGAGAAUUUACAUUCGGCGUAACUCUAGCAUCAAACAGCAUUUACUUGUAAGUGAUCUAAACACAUGAAUCAAAGAUCACGCAUUCGAAAGGAUAUUUUUGGAAUAUCUAUAUCUGUAAUUAAUAUUUGCACUUUUGUUUCAUAGUAAAACAUUUUCACUGUCACGAAAUUAUAUGCAACAUGGUUGCUUACCUAUAUUUAGAGUAUUUACUGUACAUGUUUAUUGACGCACCAUUAACAACAGUCCGCCGAUUGUGCCGAGUAAGCCGAUCUUUGUUAUUAAUUUCCCGAAAAUUCCAAGCAAGUGUCUUCUGCGAACUUUCAGGCACAUUCGAUUGAUGAACAAUGAGGCCUGCUUGUUGCACAGAUUUAUGGCCGCCAAAAUGGAAGGAUAGAUAAAUAUUGGAAAGAUGAAUUUCACUCAACAGCCGCGUAAAUUACUUUAUGAGUUUACUGCGAAGUUCUACCCACACGAAAUGAUCACAAUUGCCGGGUUUUGGGCCACAGUUCAUCCCCAAAUUAUCCGCUGCCACUUGUCGCGUGCUUCUCAAACUGUUCAAUCAUAUAGUAUGUAUAAUGGCUCAAUAGACACACGACAGCUGCGGCUGUGGAUAAUGUAUUUGCUAUUUACUAUUUGCUGCCUGUGUUCGGGCAAAUAACUCAAAAACGAAAGGGAAAGGUACAACUUUCCUGCUCGAGAUGUCGCCUAAAUAUAUCCGAAAGAUACAAGAUACAACAGCAAUUGAGUUGGUUCGAAAAUAAAUAGAAGAUGCUUCGGCCAAGUUUAACUGAAAUGGGGAGAGGAAAACCAGCACGCAAUAUUACACAAUGUCAAGUGUACGAUAAAAAUGAGAUAAAAAUAAUAUAUAUGAUUCAAUUUUGAUACGCCCUUAACAACAUCAAGUGCUUAUCAAGUAAAUAAUGUGUACACACACCAUUGCCGACAUACUAAAUGCAAAUAUCCAAUCCAUCCAUAUCAUAAGUUCACAGACUUGACGUCUGGGCGUGAUUAUUUAAAUGCCCCUUCCGAAAUUGCGAAACAACAAUUCGCUGAGAUAGUGUCAAAUUCGCAGCCCCAAAUAAAUCGAAUAAUGCCCAAUUUCCUUGACCAUAAAUAAACAUUUAUUGCUAUCAAUGAGAUUGUUUCUUUUUUUUUUUCUUGGGACAGGAGAUUCU